Molecule: messenger RNA, 1266 nt
Organism: Cavia porcellus (domestic guinea pig)
Lineage: Eukaryota; Metazoa; Chordata; Mammalia; Rodentia; Caviidae
Product: periphilin-1-like
Exons: 1
Coding region: 1-1266 (421 amino acids)
Biological process (GO): protein localization to heterochromatin; negative regulation of gene expression, epigenetic; negative regulation of DNA-templated transcription
Cellular component (GO): nucleoplasm
Source: RefSeq, a predicted model, not a curated record
AUGGUGCAGAAAAAUCUGAUUGAAAAUGGUCCUUUCCUAGACAAGUCUAUACACUUUGCUCUGAGCAAGAAUUCACCUAAAAUAGGUGUGCAGUGUGUUGAAGAACAAGUCAAACAUUCCAUUUCAGAAUAUCAUGCAUCUAUUCAAGAUUCUGAAAGACAUACAUGUGGUCUGAGAGACAAUAUGACUGUGAAAGACUUUCCAGAGAUUGACUGCCACCUCAGACAGAGUCUUCCCAGUGAUGGUGGCCGUACCGUAGUUAACAUUGUGCCAUGGCAACCACCACCACUGGGAAGCAAAGGACCACUACUAAAGACACCACCGCUGCUUGGUAUGAAACCACCAUUACUUGGUACAAAAUCAUCUCUGCUAGGCAGACCUGGUGAAGGAAGCUACAAUAGAUAUUACAGCUUUGCCGGUUACCAAGAAUAUGACAAGGGCCGAACAUCUGCUUGUGUUCAAAGAAGUGCUCCACCUCAGAAAGCAGAUGAAGCUGGCAAUCAAUGGUCAAGAUAUAAUCCUUCUGCAAGACACCAGAGUUACUACGAGGACAAGAGAGAUAGCUGUAGAAGACAAAGUUUCUACUCUUCCAAUUAUUCAAAAUACCAGUCUCCUCAUACAAAGGAUCCUACAUUUUUUGGAGAGUCACUCUUAGGCGAAAAAGCUUCAUCUGUCAGUAGCAGGAGGUGCACUGAAGUCCAAGGAGAAAUUUACUCUUUUCAAAAGCCUCAGCAAAGAAGUGAAAAAAGAAAGGUCCUGUAUUUGAAAACAUCAAGGUAUACUGUUCUCCCAGAUUCUGAACCACCUACUUCAUCAAAGGUGUUAGACAAACCCAGCAGGCUAACUGAAAAGGAACUUGAUGAAGCUGUAAGGGCAUGGGCUGCCAAAACGUCUGUGGCAUCAGAGGAACGCAAGUUGUCUGGCAUCUCUGAAUUCGAGGUGGUGCCUACAAGACCAUUAUUCAGUAAGUAUCGAGUGGCACCAGCCACAGACGCAGAAGACAGCACAUGUGAAGAUAAUCAACGCAGCAGUCACUUUAAAUCAAUAGAAUCUAAAGUCAAAGACAUUGAAGAAGUUUACCAACAAUACAGUGAAACUUUUGGGAUGAUGGUGAAAAAGUUGAUUCAAAAGAAUCCUUCAUUAGAAAGGCCUAUACAGUUUGCACCGAGUCAAAAUUUACAAGAAAUAGGUGACCAGCUUCUUAAAGAACUCAAAGAUUACAUUGCAGAGUAUCAUGCUUCUCAACAUACUGGAGAGUCUUCUUAA